GAGUCGCCCCCAGCCCCCAGGCCGAUGUCGUCUACCAAGCAACCAGGCUGCUUCGUUACGAGUCGCAGUUCGAGGACCAUAUCAUCCUCCUAAGUUCAACCAUCUCAUCCCUCUGUUUAUCUCUUUCGUCUCUCCAUCUCUCAUCCCAUCUCGUCCCCUAAUCUUCUACUCGUCUGUUCGACCAGUUGUGUGCCAGCUUGACGCUCACUUGACUGCUCGCCCGUUCAUCACUUGGGCAACAAACGUCAUCGAUAUUCGCUGCUGCCUUGACUGGUCACGUAGACGAACGUCGAAUCGAUCCUAUUCAGUUCCUCACGAACUUCCAUCAUGAAGGCCUUUACCGCUGCCCUCCUGGCGGGGGUUGCUUCGGCCGCCGUUGCUCCCCAGCAACAACCUCUUCAAUUCCCUAAGUCAUUUCCUGUCGAGGCCAAGAAUAUCCUUGAUAAGCAGCUGCACGAAAUGAAGGACGCCCUUAAGGGGCUUACCGCGGAGGCUGCAGCCGUCUGGGACGAAGUUGCCUCUCUUUAUCCGGAGGAUAUGAGCCGGGCCAGCUUCUUCUCGACCCCGAAGAAGCAUACCCGCCGACCUGAUCAUGAGUGGGACCACAUUGUCCGCGGGGCGGAUAUCCAGAAGGUGUGGGUAGAGAAUGCCGAUGGCGAGAAAGAGCGUCACAUCGAAGGCAAGCUCGACACGUAUGAUCUGCGUGUCAAGGCUGUGGACCCCAGCUCUCUUGGUGUCGAUCCUGGCGUGAAGCAAUACUCGGGAUACCUAGAUGACAAUGAGAACGACAAACACUUGUUCUACUGGUUCUUUGAGUCGAGGAACGACCCCAAAAAUGAUCCGGUCGUCUUGUGGCUCAAUGGUGGCCCUGGGUGUUCGUCCUUGACCGGCCUCUUCCUGGAAUUGGGACCUGCUCGCAUCAACGAGAAGUUGGAGCUUGUGCCGAAUCCCUACUCCUGGAACGACAAUGCAAGCGUUAUCUUCCUUGAUCAGCCAGUCAACGUCGGAUAUUCUUACUCGAGCUCCAGCGUUUCGAACACAGUGGCAGCUGGCAAGGAUGUUUAUGCUUUGUUGACCCUGUUUUUCGAACAGUUCCCCGAGUACGCCAAACAAGAUUUCCAUAUUGCCGGAGAGUCCUACGCUGGACACUAUAUCCCCGUGUUUGCGACCGAAAUUCUAUCACACAAGAAGAACAAUAUCAACCUCAAAUCAGUUCUGAUUGGCAAUGGGCUUACAGAUGGGUACACUCAGUAUGCGUACUACCGACCAAUGGCCUGCGGUGACGGAGGAUGGCCUGCAGUGCUUGACGAGCAGUCCUGCCAGGCAAUGGACAAUGCCUUGCCUCGUUGCCAAUCUCUGAUUAAGAGCUGCUACGAUAGCGAGAGCGUGUGGUCAUGUGUUCCCGCCAGCAUCUACUGCAACAAUGCGUUGUUGGCACCGUAUCAACGUACUGGCCAGAACGUGUACGAUGUGCGCGGCAAGUGCAAGGACAGCAGCAACCUCUGCUACCCCGAGCUUGGCUGGAUCAGCAAGUGGCUCAACCAGAAGUCUGUGAUGAAGGCCUUGGGUGUGGAGGUGGAUAGCUAUGACUCGUGCAACUUCGACAUCAACCGGAACUUUUUGUUCCAGGGCGACUGGAUGCAGCCGUUCCAUCGAUUGGUGCCUGGACUUAUUGAGAAGUUGCCCGUUUUGAUCUACGCUGGCGAUGCCGACUUCAUCUGCAACUGGCUGGGCAACAAGGCGUGGACGGAGGCGCUUGAAUAUCCUGACCACAAGAAGUUUGCUGCGGCCGACAUGAAAGAUUUGCGCAUGGAUGGCAGCAAAAAUGGGCGGAAGAUUGGAGAAGUCAAGUCCCAUGGCAACUUCACCUACAUGAGAAUCCACGCAGGUGGACACAUGGUCCCUCUGGACCAACCCGAGGCCAGCUUGGAGUUCUUCAACAGAUGGCUGGCGAAGGAGUGGUUCUAGAUGCGGGUGAUUCAACUUGGUGACUGACUAUGUUGGCGGAUAAGAGGGAGCAUUUUCUGGUACUUCUUUGCUACUGCAUUGCAAUUGCGCGGGACAACCCAUGGACAGACUCAAAAUUGCGGGACGGCCGGGUCCGGCUGUGUAAAGAGGGUCCACGGCGGUUCUGUACUCAUUAUCACAGUCGGUGCAUCCAGAUCUAGGAUAUCCGAGUCCAACUCGUAUGGGCCCUUCUACAAUAUGGCUUUCGGUUC
This is a messenger RNA of Exophiala dermatitidis NIH/UT8656, 2219 nucleotides long. RefSeq names its product carboxypeptidase C. Gene Ontology annotation, biological process: proteolysis. Gene Ontology annotation, molecular function: serine-type carboxypeptidase activity. Lineage: Eukaryota; Fungi; Ascomycota; Eurotiomycetes; Chaetothyriales; Herpotrichiellaceae. The coding region runs from base 328 to 1968 and encodes 546 amino acids. Gene Ontology annotation, cellular component: fungal-type vacuole. The transcript has a single exon. The record is from RefSeq and is a predicted model, not a curated record.